GCUUGUGAUGAUAGUGGAAAACCGCUUCCGAUACAGAUCACCAAGCAACUCCGGCUGUUGGAUAAGCUUGACUUUGAACGGGAGAUGUUGGAACGGCGAGCGUCGGAAACAAGGGCGGCUAUGAAGGUAUCAGAAUUUGCGUUGAGCCAGUGGGAUCAUCUUCUUGGACAAAAGUGACCUGGUCAAUAGCACUGUGAAUCGAACCCAUCAGGUGUAGCCGGUAUCUGGAUCACAUCCGACCCCCGAGUGCGGGUCAACCUCGUGGAGGCGCGCAGAGUUUUAGGCAAAUGUUGGAAUGAUUGCCUCUUUCAAAAGGAGAGUAUAUGAGGAAAGAUCAGGUCAAGUUACAGGAAACGUUGGCGGGUUUGGCUAGGAUGAUGUACGAAAAGGUUUUUCAAUACGUCGUCUCGAGAAUGAACCAAACUUUCCUCGGUCAUGGUGAGAUCGAAUCGGAUGAAAUGUCAAUCUCUUUCUUGGAUCUGUACAGAUUCGAAAACAUGAGUCACAACUCUCUCGAACAACUCUGCAUCAACUGGACAAACGAAAAACUACAACAAUCCCUCAACGACAACUUCUUCAAAAAGCUGUCUGACACUUUCUCCGCUCAAGGGUGCGAGUCCGACUCUACCAUGCUCCCCGGCCGAUCGCCUCGUCUUGAAUGGAUCGAAGGAAGAAACCACAGUUUCGCUGCUUGUCUGAACGACAUCCGACCUUCGGACCGUCAAAAAGACGACGAUUCAUUGACCCACGGUCUACAAACGUUGGCCACUCAAAGCCAAG
Molecule: messenger RNA, 780 nt
Organism: Tremella mesenterica DSM 1558
Lineage: Eukaryota; Fungi; Basidiomycota; Tremellomycetes; Tremellales; Tremellaceae
Exons: 3
Biological process (GO): actin filament organization; vesicle transport along actin filament
Cellular component (GO): actin cytoskeleton; cytoplasm; vesicle
Molecular function (GO): ATP binding; actin filament binding; microfilament motor activity
Source: RefSeq, a predicted model, not a curated record